AUAGUCAGAUGAACCAAUAUAAACCGUGGAUGUCUCGAAUGUGAUGAGUCUAGUGGGAAAUAAAGCAAGCACGUAUAUGCGAACAAACGUGAUCAGCUUACGUUCCUACCUGUUAAAGAUGGUGAACCUGAUCAAAGUUCUCCUGAUCAUUGCUGCGUUUGUUGUCACGGCAGAAAGCAACUGUAACCCACUUUUAAAGUGCUCGGUUCCGGAUCUUCAACUGCUUCCAUCUAAUCCAGACUACUACUACGACAAUGCAACACUUGCAGCUUUUUGUAGUGAACUGCAGGACUACAAGAACUGUGUGGACAAAGGUAAGAAAAACUGUGACCACACCUACACUGUGAUAGGUAUGGAGCACAUUAUUUCUGUGGGGAACUUCGCUUGCAGCGAUGCCGGUAAAAAAGCUGUGGACAAGCUGACUGAGUCGGGGUGUGUAAAGAAAAAAAGAAAUAAAUUUGUGGAGAAAGCAUUAUCCAAAUGUACAGACGACGAAAUUGGUGAACACAAGACGUGCAGCUCCACGUUAAAAACAAAAAGGUGUCUGAAAAAAGUGAUGACUCAUAGGUGUGGAGAAGAGGAGGGUAAGAUCUAUGGAAGGUUGGUAUGGGAAGAGAUAGAUGGACUCUUUUACGCCUUGUGGUGUAGCGCGAACCAGCCCAAAACAGAUAAUUAAAAUGUGACACUGGCAGGAAAAAUAUUGACUCAAAAACUAAUUUUAUCCGCAAAAUAAAAUCACUGGAUAACAA
This is a messenger RNA of Physella acuta, 749 nucleotides long. RefSeq lists its product as uncharacterized. The record is from RefSeq and is a predicted model, not a curated record. NCBI's taxonomy places the organism in Eukaryota, Metazoa, Mollusca, Gastropoda, Physidae.